AUGCCAAAGAGUGACACAUGGCCUGGUGGCGUCGCCAUAGGGACGAUCACUGGCAUGGACAGUGCAGGCAGCUGUGACAGUGUUGUCAGAAUGAACUCUGGAUUUAGUGACAAUAGCCUCAAGCACCUGUCUGCUGAGGAGAGGGCAUGUCUCAUGUUCUUGGAGGAGACCAUAGAGUCCCUAGAGACUGAGGAGGACAAUGGACUGUCCAAUGAUGAGCCUGACUGCCUGCCCACCACCGGCAACGUGGCCACCAAGAUGGCCCACCUCUCUGCCUCCAUGGGCCAAAACAAGCUCAACAAUGUAUCAAAAUAUCCCAGUGAUGAGUACGGUUACCUGGUUCCUACUCCGUUCAUCCUGGCCAACAGCACCUCCUGCAUCCUGUCCAAGCCCAAGCCAGGAAUACCCCCAAAUAAUGAGAACUCUCACCCAAAGCCCCAGGUCACUGCCUUGGACAACACGCCAUCUCAGAGCCAUCACCCUUAUGUACCCCCUGAGGUCAAUGUUGUGGUGAUACCCCCUCCAUCAAAGCCCAAAGACUACCCUUGUCAGAGACCACCCCCUUCACCCAGGGGCCCUCUGUCCUAUGAGACCCUAGUGCAGCUGAGGAAGAGUGCGUCCAUGAAGAGAACCCUUCAAAGGUCCACAGCUGAGACCAGAGACUGGAACAGGCAGCCCUCUUCAUCAGCCGUUCCCAUUGACCUGCACCAUGGGAGCACACCCAGAGACCCCUCAGUCACCCCAGCCCAGGUCACACUCCUCCAAGAGCCCAGCAAGCAGAAUGACAGUCCUCCAGUAGUGUUCCCAAAACCCCCCAAAAUACCCUCCCACAUUGCCCUGAAUACCCAAAAGGGUACAGCCAACCCCACCACAGACUCCAGUGCCCCUUCCUUGAGCUCAUCACCCACUGACAGGCAUUUGUCGGACCCCCAAAAGGUGAGAAAGGAGGCCCUGCAGAAGCUGGGGCUCCUGAGCGACAAUAAUGAGUCCCAACCUAAGUCUGUUACGCCACUGUGCUCCUCCAAAUUGCACUCCACCUGUGACCUAACUUCAGCCAGUGUGGAAGUUAAAUCUCAACCCCACGGUAACUCAACAAGAAGCCAGCCCUCAUACACCUCCCAAGGACCCAGAGAACCUAGCAGCAGGCCGGUACAAAGCAGCAGCUUCCUCCAUCGCUCUAGGAGUGAGGAGCAGCCCCCCAUACCGCCCUCACACCUGACCAAACCCAGUGGGGUCAAAGCUGCCACCCUAGAGCGUUCUGGGGUGGGGCUUGGGACCUACGUGGCCGACCACCGGAAACCUCCCCAGGAUGGACGUUGCACCCCACCUGCUCCCAUCAAAGCCCCAGAGCAGGAGAAAACAACCCUCGCUGCCCAGCCAGUGUCCACUCACAAGACCCCGCACUGCCCGGGCUUCAGUGUGGUGAUGGUGCCCAGCAUGGGAGAAGACAGACGAGAGGCUCUUAGGAAGCUGGGGCUGCUGAAAGACUAG
Molecule: messenger RNA, 1491 nt
Organism: Salvelinus namaycush (lake trout)
Lineage: Eukaryota; Metazoa; Chordata; Actinopteri; Salmoniformes; Salmonidae
Product: specifically androgen-regulated gene protein-like
Exons: 3
Coding region: 1-1491 (496 amino acids)
Source: RefSeq, a predicted model, not a curated record